AUGAUGAGAUAUACUUUUUCAUCUGGCCAGUUCAUACUGCUCAGUUCCGUCAUCGUAAUAAUUUCAACAUUUUUUGAUUGUCAUGAAAUUUGUAAGAAUCCUGGACUAUUGGAAUAUAGCAAAUUAAUUUUUGGAGACGACUCACAUGAAUACUCUCACUAUUAUUACUAUUUCCAGACAAUCCGCCGUAAUCAGCCUUCUCCAGUUGUAGAUGAAAAUUUUGUAAAAUUGGCUGCUGGCGAGGAAGUCCCUCUGAAAUUCCCGUUUAAAUUCUAUGGCACAGACGUCAGUGAACUAAAGAUGUACACUUAUGGUACAAUAGAAGUGAAAGGAAAAAAUGGAUCAGGAACGAUUUACACUGAAUUACAAAAGAGUGAGAUCGCUGAACAAAAAAUAAAAAUUGAUCGAUUAGAGCAAGAGAAAACCAAACCUUCAAAUAAUGAUAGUUGGAAAAACAAACACACUAAUGGCAAUGAUGAUAUACAGUUAUUAUUGAAUGAAGAAAGUCUAUCCCCUGUAAACAUCAAUAAAGCUAAUACAUCGCCAACAAGUCGAAAACCAGUGGAUGAAGCAAUUAUUAAGGCAAUUCAAAGACCUAGAAAGUGA
Molecule: messenger RNA, 606 nt
Organism: Schistosoma haematobium
Lineage: Eukaryota; Metazoa; Platyhelminthes; Trematoda; Strigeidida; Schistosomatidae
Exons: 6
Coding region: 1-606 (201 amino acids)
Source: RefSeq, a predicted model, not a curated record